Ilyonectria robusta is the source of this 1078-nucleotide messenger RNA. RefSeq lists its product as uncharacterized. Lineage: Eukaryota; Fungi; Ascomycota; Sordariomycetes; Hypocreales; Nectriaceae. The transcript has a single exon. The record is from RefSeq and is a predicted model, not a curated record. The coding region runs from base 282 to 971 and encodes 229 amino acids.
CAACGGUGACGUGGGGUAGUUAGUUGUGUAGUGAAGAAGAAAGCCGUUCGGUUCGUUGGCUAGAUACGGCUUUAUUUGAGGAGAAUAUCUCCGUCCGCCAACUUCUAAUUCGUCUUGUUAGUCCGAUAAGCACCCUUGAGAUUUCGCCUUCAUUCUCAUUCCCCUUCUCAUACCUUUCCCCCUAGGAUCCACAGGGCAGUUUUCGCAGCUUCAAGCUUCGGAACUUGUGGCCAAUAGCGGCGCCGCCGGACCUCCGUCAGACCAGACAUCGCACGCCAGACAUGGGCACCAAUCAAACACCUUGUCAUAUACCUGGUAACAUGACCUGUUUACCUGCAGGAACAGAUCGAAUUGAGGAAGGGCAUUGGUGUGAGAAGGUGUCCGAGAGGCGCAGAAGCAACCAUCCGGCGGGGAAUGGCGGAUGCACUCUUGUGGUGUCGGCGAUUAGAGUCUUGCGAUCGGGCGAUGCGGCUGUUGGACUCUGCAUAAACAUGCUUUCAUCAAUCACCAGGGUCUCUCUCCGACGGUCGGCGGAACAUACAUUCACUGAACUGGAUAUGCUGUUGAUGUGCUCUUCAUGUUUGAUGUUUGAAUAUCUUUCUUUCUCUUUCGGUAGAGUCGUUGUGGAACCUCCGAGUUCCCUCCCAAUCCGCCCAAUGGGACCUCAGUUAUCCUAUUCUCAACAGACCAUCCUUCCCUCUUAUCAUAUAUAUCCCAUCAAAGCAGUGAGUGACUCCACAACCCAUCCUGUCGUCGUUGACCCAGACACAUUGACAUUCAUUCCAUCCCAAUCCUGCGCCAACGCCCUUUCACGGUCCCCGGUCCCGGUCCCGAGUAACCCCUGUUCCCAAAAAGUUAUGCUCCAGACCAUCCUGAGUGAAGAUCCCUCUGCACAGCUGCACUUUGCUGGGGUGGCGAUAUUCCCAGUUGCAACUUGCCCUGACCUGUCACGGAGGUCCCCUUUUCCGUAAUGUACAUAUAUAUAUACCGCAAUCGCCUUACUGCGACUUUCGCCCGACAUAACCUUGGCCAUCGUGGACGCAAGAGCCCAGGGUUCCGAUUGCAUCCACCCGUAUUG